Messenger RNA from Rangifer tarandus platyrhynchus (Svalbard reindeer), 339 nucleotides. The record is from the annotation of a GenBank genome assembly. NCBI's taxonomy places the organism in Eukaryota, Metazoa, Chordata, Mammalia, Artiodactyla, Cervidae.
AUGAUAAAUGAGGCCCGGGCUGCGUCGGGAACGCGGCGGCGGCGGCGGCCGCGAGGGGCGCGCAGGGCGGGGCGUACAGCCCGCACCCCCUCCCAGCGCCCCGGGAAGGGCGAGGACGCUAAGGACAGUGGCCGACGGGCGCAAUCCAAGGCCCGCACUCCCCUCUCGGCGCUCUGCGCCGCCUCGAUGCGAGCGGAGAGGAGCCAGGCAAAGGAGCGCCCCCAACACCAGGGCCUACGCGAAGACCCCCUCCUCGCGACGGCACGGCCCUCCCUCCGCAUCCCGGGCCCAAGUGCCUCGGUCCCCACCGUGCCCUCGCCCGCGCCUCAAACCUAUUAA